Messenger RNA from Haliotis rufescens (red abalone), 2593 nucleotides. RefSeq names its product rhodopsin, GQ-coupled-like. Gene Ontology annotation, cellular component: membrane. The transcript is spliced from 2 exons. Bases 432 to 1577 code for a protein of 381 amino acids. Lineage: Eukaryota; Metazoa; Mollusca; Gastropoda; Lepetellida; Haliotidae. The record is from RefSeq and is a predicted model, not a curated record. Gene Ontology annotation, molecular function: G protein-coupled peptide receptor activity. Gene Ontology annotation, biological process: neuropeptide signaling pathway.
AGUGAGUGAGUGAGUGAGUGAGUGAGUGAGGUGAGUGAGGUAACAAAGAAUAAUAAUCAUAAUCUGGGAUCCCAACAAUCGAUAUUCGGAUUCAGGCACGAGUAAGGAACGCAUCUCUGCAAACGACCCGCCUCCCCAUUAGACCUCGAUCCCGUGCCCCCAAAAGAAAAAAAGACAAGAUGACAGCCAGUGUACACUAAUUGAACAAGCAGUGAAUAUCGAGAGGGUAUUGGCUAAAACAAAGGGAGGAUGCAAAGGAAGACAUUAUAGUUGAUACCAGGAACUGUGUUAUCUAAACUACACAUACAUCCGUUUACAAAGCCUCAUCAGCAUGAUCCGGUUUUCACGAGGCCGUGCCCCACACAACAGAUGUGUCCGUCCCUGCAAACAAGUCGCUACACUGCAACAGGGGAACCGUGCACAACACCGUAAUGCAGACAGGAAUUACCUUUGGCAAUAUGACACCCUCCGAGCUCAAUUUAUCAUCAACGAUGUCUUGGAUCAACGGGAACACCGACCUCACGAUGUCGCCCAUGAACACGACACCCUGUACAACUGGAACACCCGAAUAUAUGUUUAAAAAACACGGUGGAGAGAUACUAUUUCUUUUGUUCAUGUUCUUCCUUGCCAUAUUUGGCAACAGCCUUGUCAUAUAUAUCUACCACUUCCGGUGGAGGCGUUCCAACUUCAGCCUGUUCAUCGAGGUGCUUGCAUGCCUGGAUCUCAUCAACGCAAGCAUCACCAUUCCCCUGUUUCUGGUGAUCACCUUUGACGAGAGCCGUGACGAUUUCCCUCAACUGUGUCAAGGAGCGUCCUUUGUUGCAAUUAUGACAGCUAUGGCAUCGGGAAUAAUUCUUGUUGUCAUUGCAUUUGAUAGAAAUCGUAAAAUAUGCAAACCUUUGAAGAGAGAAAUUAGCCUCAGUCUGACUCGCAGAUUGUGUCUAAUGGCCAUUGUCAUCGGAAUCUUGCUUUCGAUCCCCUGCGUCUUUGUGUACGGGAGGAAAGAUAUACUAUUUGAAGUCAACGGGGUGGAGAUGAACAUCACUCAGUGCUACUUUACUAAAAGCAGUGGUCCCCUAUUUUGGUCCUUCAUGUCGACCCUUGGCUUGGUGUUCAUGGGUGUCAUGUCGACAUUGGCGAUGUUGUAUGUGUCGAUGUACAGAGCUCUGAGGGUGCAUCUAGCUCGACGUGAAUCUCUGGGGAGUGCAAGGCGCCCGUCCACCACCAGCUCUAAACCGAGCACCAUGAGAUCUCAGAAGACGUCAGCGAAAAUUUUCUUCGCGGUAACAGUUGCGUUUUUCAGCAGUUACUUCCCUUUCUUCAUUGCCGUGACAGUGUUUCUCAUUGACAGUAAUGGCUAUACUUUGUCGCCUGCCAUAAAGGCUGUAGCAGAUGUUGCAAAGUUAUCCCCCCUCAUGAGUAAUGCGAUCAACCCAUUCAUCUACAGUGUGUCAUCUCGUCGUUUCCGGAAGGAGUUGAUUGAUGUCUUCCGAUGCGCGGCCCUGAAGCGGACACCAUCACAACGUGAGCGACAGAUGGUGCAUAUAAAGACUCACACAUCGUCACUAGCAGACUGAGUGAGUAAGUCGGUAUGGAUUUAUGCCGCUUUUAGCAAUAUUCCAGCAGUAUCACAGCUGCGGACACCAGACUUAUGUUCACAUAUUGUACCGAAAUUGGGAAUCGAACCCGGGUGUUCGGCGUGACAAACGAAUGCUUUAACCACUAGGCUACCCCCACCGCCACCAUGCAUAAGGUGCUAUUGAGACCUCAGCUGGGAGUACUGCCUUCAAUAACAACAAGACACGGUGCCAUCCAGGCCUCAAUUGCAAUGUAGUCUGUGUUGUCUGAAGUAUGGUUAAACUGUUCAUUUAGCUUUCCCCAAGGGUAUUCUGGCCUAGAAAGGGUCCGUGGGUAAUCCCUUUCGCUCGUCACGCCAAAUGCCCGUUUUCGAUUCCCCACAUCGGUACAAUGUGUGAAGCCAAUUUCUGAUGCAUCGCGCCGUGAUAUUGCAGAUAUAUUGCUAAAGGCGGCGUAAAACUCAUCUAGCUCACUCCCUCACUCGACCACCCACUCACUCACCCACUGGAAAAGAUUCUCAGUAUUCUAUACAUAUCAUGGGUUACUAAAUGGAUCGGGUGGCCAGGCUCGCUGACUUUGUUGAUUGUGAAACUUUGUACCUUGACGGCGUGGAUCUUUCCUUCUGUUAGGAAUAACUUGUUUGACUCGAAUAUUAACAGAUCAACGCUGGAAACGUACGUUACUGUGUGCGACCUCAAAUAACCAACCAACCAACCAAACACACAAAACAAAGAAAGCCUAUAGAAGUAACAGGUACAUGGCCAUGUCCUGACAUCGGAGAAAUGAGUUCAUAACACACAGAAUGACAGCUAUUACACAAAUGUCGUGUUAUUGUAUGUUCCGCAUUUGACUGAGAGGUGUACAGAGUCUGUCUUUAAGAAAACAUUACUGAAGAUAUGUGUUGCUUACAUAUGUAUAUAUCUGUGUGUUUUAUGAAGGUCAAUAUUAGACUGAAGUUUUGUUAAUUACAAGCUCUGACAUAAAAUAUUGCCUUUCUAAUGGCACUUUUAAAUCA